Molecule: messenger RNA, 3057 nt
Organism: Hordeum vulgare subsp. vulgare (domesticated barley)
Lineage: Eukaryota; Viridiplantae; Streptophyta; Magnoliopsida; Poales; Poaceae
Product: beta-galactosidase 12-like
Exons: 18
Coding region: 26-2539 (837 amino acids)
Biological process (GO): carbohydrate metabolic process
Cellular component (GO): cell wall; vacuole
Molecular function (GO): carbohydrate binding; beta-galactosidase activity
Source: RefSeq, a predicted model, not a curated record
GUCGACCUCACAUCCCCUGGCGCGCAUGAAGAUGAAGGGGACCGUCGCCGCGGCGCUGAUUCUGGCCGCGCUCCUCGCGGGCGCGGCGGAGGCGUCCAAGUGGACCUUGACCAAGAAGGGCACCGUCGUCUCCUACGACGAGCGCUCCCUCCUCAUCGACGGCAAGCGGGACCUCUUCUUCUCGGGCGCCAUCCACUACCCGCGCAGCCCCCCCGAUAUGUGGCACAAGCUGCUCAAGACCGCCAAGGAUGGCGGCCUCAACACCAUCGAGACCUACGUCUUCUGGAACGCCCACGAGCCCGAGCCCGGCAAGUACAAUUUCGAAGGCAGGAACGACUUGAUCAAGUUCCUCAAGCUCAUCCAGAGCCACGACAUGUACGCCCUCGUGCGCAUCGGCCCAUUCAUCCAGGCAGAAUGGAAUCACGGUGGAUUGCCGUAUUGGCUCAGGGAGAUUCCACACAUAAUAUUCCGCGCCAACAACGAGCCUUACAAGAAAGAAAUGGAGAAGUUUGUGAGAUUCAUAGUGCAAAAGUUGAAGGAUGCCGAAAUGUUCGCAUCUCAAGGAGGGCCCGUUAUUCUAGCCCAGAUCGAGAAUGAGUAUGGGAAUAUUAAAAAGGACCAUAUAGUUGAAGGUGACAAGUACCUUGAAUGGGCUGCCCAAAUGGCCAUCAGCACCAACACUGGAGUCCCAUGGAUAAUGUGCAAGCAAUCUACGGCCCCUGGUGAAGUGAUUCCUACUUGCAACGGAAGGCACUGUGGGGACACAUGGACUCUGAAAGACAAAAAUAAACCCCGCCUUUGGACCGAGAAUUGGACUGCACAGUUCAGAGCAUUUGGUGAUCAAUUAGCUUUGCGUUCAGCAGAGGACAUUGCAUAUUCCGUGUUACGUUUUUUUGCCAAGGGUGGGACAUUGGUAAACUACUACAUGUAUUAUGGUGGAACAAAUUUUGGAAGGACGGGUGCUUCCUAUGUGUUGACCGGAUAUUAUGAUGAAGGCCCCGUCGAUGAAUACGGUAUGCCGAAGGCUCCCAAGUAUGGGCAUCUCAGGGACUUGCACAAUUUAAUCAAGUCAUACAGUAGAGCUUUCCUUGAGGGGAAACAAUCAUUCGAGCUAUUGGCUCAUGGGUAUGAGGCACACAACUUCGAGAUUCCUGAGGAAAAGCUAUGCUUGGCUUUCAUCUCCAACAACAAUACAGGGGAGGAUGGAACCGUGAAUUUCCGAGGGGACAAGUACUACAUUCCGAGCCGCUCUGUUUCCAUCCUUGCAGACUGCAAGCAUGUGGUGUACAACACAAAGAGAGUGUUUGUUCAACACAGUGAAAGGUCAUUCCAUACUGCCCAAAAGCUAGCCAAGAGCAAUGCUUGGGAGAUGUACUCAGAGCCGAUUCCGAGGUAUAAACUAACUAGUAUCCGGAACAAGGAACCCAUGGAGCAGUAUAACCUGACCAAGGACGAUAGUGACUAUUUGUGGUACACCACAAGCUUUCGCUUGGAGGCAGAUGAUUUGCCAUUCAGGGGUGACAUCCGGCCUGUGGUUCAGGUCAAAAGCACUUCACAUGCUUUGAUGGGAUUUGUCAAUGAUGCCUUUGCAGGGAAUGGUCGUGGAAGCAAGAAAGAAAAGGGUUUCAUGUUUGAAACACCCAUUAAUCUAAGAAUAGGUAUCAACCAUCUCGCACUACUAUCAUCAUCCAUGGGAAUGAAGGACAGUGGUGGUGAACUCGUUGAAGUAAAGGGUGGCAUUCAGGAUUGCACAAUACAGGGUCUCAACACGGGUACCUUAGAUUUACAAGUUAAUGGUUGGGGCCAUAAGGUCAAAUUGGAGGGUGAGGUGAAGGAGAUUUACACGGAGAAAGGCAUGGGUGCUGUUAAGUGGGUACCUGCCACGACUGGACGGGCUGUCACCUGGUACAAGAGAUACUUUGACGAGCCAGACGGGGAGGAUCCUGUUGUCCUUGACAUGACUUCUAUGGGCAAGGGUAUGAUAUUUGUGAACGGCGAAGGCAUGGGUCGCUACUGGCCGUCAUACAGAACUGUUGGUGGAGUCCCUUCCCAAGCAAUGUACCAUAUUCCACGGCCAUUCUUGAAACCUAAGAACAACCUACUGGUCAUAUUUGAGGAGGAGCUUGGCAAGCCGGAAGGCAUACUCAUCCAGACGGUGAGGAGAGAUGACAUAUGCGUGUUCAUCUCGGAGCACAACCCUGCACAGAUAAAGACGUGGGACAAGGAUGGAGGCCAGAUCAAGCUCAUAGCCGAAGACCACAGCACUCGGGGAAUCUUGAAGUGCCCCCCGAAGAAGACCAUCCAGGAGGUAGUCUUUGCCAGCUUCGGCAACCCGGAGGGGUCGUGCGCCAACUUCACUGCAGGCACCUGCCACACUCCCAAUGCCAAGGAUAUAGUCGCCAAGGAAUGCCUUGGCAAGAAGUCGUGUGUGCUGCCAGUGCUGCACACGGUGUACGGUGCAGACAUCAACUGCCCCACGACGACAGCCACACUGGCGGUGCAAGUGAGGUGCCACCCAAAGAAUGGCGAGCCAGAAUAAAUAGAUGACUACACCUUCUCUGGGCUCCUGCACUCACUACCUCUUCACCCCGUUUGGUUUGGAACACGCAUCGAUGCAUUGUGCGUCACCUGUUACGAUUAUAGCUUCGCUGAGGCAUGUGUGCUUGAUCCGGAUCCUGGGGAAUCGAUACGUAAAUGUGAACGAAACUGCUGAGUGAUGAUUGGCUCGAAGAUGUAUUUUCCUUUCCUCCCCUCUUUCUUCUUUUGUUGUUAUUCUGUGUUGUUUCAUGUUAACCAUCACAAUAGGUGUUGAAUAACCAUGAGGGAUAGUUUAGCGAACUCCACAUUUGGUGCAAAAGAACUAUUGUGCUGACCGAGUGGAUAGAAUAAUUCGACGGAUAUGUCCUGUAAAUGCUCUGUCAUGUUUGUGGGGCAUCCUCAAGCCUUCUGCUGCUUGUCUUGUACAUCUCAUCCUGACAAGAAACGAGGUAAAUGACAAAAGUUUAUAUUGUCAAAUUUUGGAUACAGCUGUAUGUAAGUAUUGUAUAUUUGUUAAAA